AUGGGUGGCUUCGGGACCUCGCGCCCUGCCUCCUCCGUCGCCCUCUGCGCCUUCCUCACCUUCCUCAACCUCUUCGCCUUCCUUCUCGCCGUCGGCGCUGAGCGCCGCCGCAGCACCGUACGCGACCCCUUUCUCUCUCCCUUCGCUCCGGUCCCUCUGCAUCUCCUCCGCUCCUACGCUACGCGCGUCGCUGAGAUCUUCCUGCUCGAUGCCUCGAUGCAGGGGAAGGUGGUGCCGGACGAGUACGACGAGCGGUCCUACUGCCUCUACGACACCGACGCCUCCACGGUCUACGGCGUCUCCGCUUUCUUCGUGCUCCUGCUCCAGCAGGCCGUUGUCACCGCCGCCACGCGGUGCCUCUGCUUCGGCCCCGUGCUCUCCUCCCGCGGCUGCGCCGUCACCGCAUUCGUCCUCUCCUGGAUAACAUUUCUCAUCGCAGAAGCUUGCCUCAUAGGAGGAUCGGUGAGGAAUGCAAAGCACACCAAGUAUUUAGGUUACUAUAUGAAGCAUGACUUGGUGACCUGCGCCACCCUUCGCAAGGGAGUCUUUGCAGCCGCCGCUGCAAUGAUGAUCAUCAACCUCUUGGCGUCCCUUGUGUACUACUGGAGUUACUCAAAAACCGCGACGGGCGGAUUCAUGAAGCACCAAAAUGAGGUUGGUGUGGGCAUGACGGAUUACGGCCUUGACAAGGGUGUUUCUGGGCCCUGA
Miscanthus lutarioriparius is the source of this 708-nucleotide messenger RNA. NCBI's taxonomy places the organism in Eukaryota, Viridiplantae, Streptophyta, Magnoliopsida, Poales, Poaceae. The record is from the annotation of a GenBank genome assembly.